CACUUGCGUUAUCUUAAUGAGAGAGAAUCCCAUUAGUGGGGGACCAGAAGAAUCGAAAAGCUUUAUGACAUCACAAUCCACCAUCACCCAGCAACCUAGGCAGCUGUCAGUCAACGGUGGGUACGGAGGGAGAGUUUAAAAAGAGCACCUCGGGUAUUGGAGCUUCCAGAACCGUCGACUGGCAAGACGCAAUUGAAGAGCGGACCGGAUCAGAGUUUGAGAUGAGACUGUGUGAGUUUCAGUGCUACUUGGUCCUGUUGGGUCUGUCUGUGCUAUGUGAGCGUGGCACCGAUGCCCAGCUGGAACCAGACAUAAAUCUUCGCCAUCACAGACUCCUGCAGAGGGCACGAGCCAUUGGAUUGGCCACACAGGACUGGACAAGAAAAGAUUUGGAGGAACUUCUGUCUGCUCUGUCUGUGCCUGAGAUGGAGGUUCGUGAGAAUGAUGUCUCCCCAGCGGGCGCAAAUGAGGAUCUGCGUAUGGAGCUGGAGCGUUCUGCAGAGAACACAAACGCCCUCCCGCCUCGCGAACGCAAAGCAGGAUGCAAAAACUUCUACUGGAAAGGCUUUACUUCCUGCUGAGGCCAUAAUUCACAUCAGAUAACGAUUAACUCGCUCUCAAAUCUUUAUGCUAAACCAUAGUGGUCAAAUCUGUGAGUUGAUUGUAAGUUAAUAAAAUAUACAAUAAUG
Messenger RNA from Misgurnus anguillicaudatus (oriental weatherfish), 689 nucleotides. RefSeq names its product somatostatin 1, tandem duplicate 2 (gene sst1.2). NCBI's taxonomy places the organism in Eukaryota, Metazoa, Chordata, Actinopteri, Cypriniformes, Cobitidae. Gene Ontology annotation, biological process: regulation of cell migration. The record is from RefSeq and is a predicted model, not a curated record. Gene Ontology annotation, cellular component: extracellular region. Gene Ontology annotation, molecular function: hormone activity.